AUGGAGCGAAACAUAGAUAUCUACGCCAGCAAGCUCGGCGAAGAGAAGCUGGACAUCAAAGUACGAGCCAAUGUCGCUACCGAAUUACGAGACAACAUCGAGCCGCUAUGCUCGGGCGCAAGCUAUCCUAUAUUUCUGUCGAAGCUAUGGCCAGUAUUCAAAAAUAUUCUGAAGGGAGACCCGGUCUUCUUAAGCAUGUCUCAAGACCAAAAAUUACGAAACUGCAUCCUCGAGACACUCCACCGACUGCCGAUGGGCUCUCCUGACGUGGAGCCGUAUGCCGUCGAUAUGGUCGAUCUUUUGAUGGAACUUGCGCGGAUCGAGAACGAAGAUAACGCGGUGCUAUGCAUGAAGACCAUCAUGGAUUUGGAGAGGAACCAGGCUAAGGCCACUGCACACCGAGUGCAGCCUUUCUUGGAGCUUAUCCAGGAAAUGUUCCAGACAAUGGAGCAAGUGGUCCAGGAAACUUUCGACACCCCCAACCUGGCCACGCCCUCCGGAAUGCCAUCGACGCCCAACGCAACAGCACAAACUUUCCAGUCCCCCCGGCCGAGUUCACCUGCCACCUCAGUGUCAGACCUAGGGCCCGAUCAGCAAUCGAGUAAUGUUCUCCUCAAGGGUAUGCAGUCGUUCAAGGUCCUCGCAGAGUGUCCGAUCAUCGUUGUUUCUAUCUUCCAAACGCACCGCGCAUCGGUGCCGGCUAACGUUAAGCUGUUCGUUCCGCUCAUCAAAACGAUUUUGUUGCUUCAGGCGAAGCCGCAGGAAAAGGCACACGCAGAAGCAGCAGCCCAAGCCACAAUAUUUACUGGUGUCUGCAAAGAAAUCAAGAAUCGCGCUGCAUUUGGCGAGUUCAUCACAGCUCAGGUGAAAACAAUGAGCUUCUUGGCGUAUCUGCUGCGUCUCUAUGCCCAUCAGCUGCAGGACUUUCUUCCUACUCUUCCUUCUGUCGUCGUACGUCUCCUCCAAGAUUGUCCACGAGAGAAGUCCGGUGCAAGGAAGGAGUUGCUGGUAGCUAUUCGUCACAUCAUCAAUUUCAACUAUCGCAAGAUCUUUCUUGAGAAGAUUGAUGAGCUUUUAGAUGAGCGGACUCUCAUUGGAGAUGGCCUCACUGUCUACGAAACCAUGAGGCCAUUGGCUUACAGCAUGUUGGCUGAUUUAAUACACCACGUUCGUGACCACCUGAGUCGCGACCAAAUACGGCGAACGGUCGAAGUUUACACAAAAAACCUCCAUGACGAUUUCCCUGGCACCAGCUUCCAGACAAUGAGCGCAAAGCUUCUCUUGAACAUGGCAGAGAAUAUUUCCAAAUUGGAAGACAAGCGUGAGGCACGAUAUUUCUUAAUCAUGAUUUUAGAUGCUAUCGGUGACAAGUUCGCAUCGAUGAAUCACCAAUUCACGAACGCUGUCAAGGUUUCCAGGGCGUACAAAGUAUUCCGACAGGAUACUGAGCCAUGCGCCGAGAACUACCUUGCUGAGAAGGACCAGCCACCGGACUGGGAUGAAAUUGAUAUCUUCUCGGCGUCUCCCAUCAAGACAUCUAGUCCGCGUGAUCGAGGGGGCGACCCCGUUUCGGACAACAUCUUCCUCUUCCGAAACUUGAUCAAUGGGUUAAAGAAUAUUUUCCGGCAACUGAAGAAUUGCAACCCAGAUGAUAUUCAAAUCGACCCGAAUAGCGUCCCUAUCAACUGGUCGGAAGUUUCAUAUGGUUACAAUGCAGAGGAAGUUAGUGUGAUCAAGAAGCUCUUCCACGAGGGAGCUCGUGUGUUCCGCUACUAUGGGGUGGAUCAGACCCCUCCAGAGAUGAACUACGCGUCCCCAUUCGACUUCCUUGCAAGCCAAUACACUGCCCCAAUGUCGCGCGAAGAAAAGGAGCUUUUGGAAAGUUUCGGUACUGUUUUCCACUGCAUUGAUACCGCAACCUUCCACGAAGUCUUCCAUUCCGAAAUCCCAUACCUACACGAGCUCAUGUUUGAACAUGGAGCUCUCCUUCACCUGCCCCAGUUCUUCCUGGCUAGCGAGGCCACUUCUCCCGCAUUCUCUGGUAUGGUCUUGCAGUAUCUUAUGGAACGAAUUGAUGAGGUCGGGACCUCGGACAUGACGAAGGCAAAGAUACUCCUGAGGAUGUUUAAACUUUCGUUCAUGGCUGUGACUUUGUUCUCCGUCCAAAACGAGCAGGUCCUCCACCCGCAUGUGACGAAGAUUGUAACCAAGUGUAUCGAACUUUCAGUCACAGCCGAGGAGCCUAUGAACUAUUUCCUCCUCCUAAGGUCUCUUUUCAGAAGUAUUGGUGGGGGACGGUUCGAGCUACUGUACAAAGAAAUCCUUCCGCUACUAGAGAUGCUUCUCGAAACGUUCAAUAACUUAUUGCUUGCAGCUCGCAAGCCGCAAGAACGAGACCUCUAUGUGGAACUGACACUUACCGUUCCUGCCCGGCUGAGCCACCUUCUGCCUCAUCUUAGCUAUCUUAUGCGCCCAAUUGUGGUCGCUUUGCGUGCAGACUCUGAUCUUGUCGGUCAGGGUUUGCGCACCCUUGAACUCUGCGUGGACAACCUAACAGCCGACUACCUAGAUCCAAUCAUGGGUCCGAUAAUGGACGAGCUGAUGACUGCUCUUUGGGAUCACCUGCGCCCAUCUCCUUACAACCACUUUCACGCACACACUACUAUGCGCAUCUUAGGAAAACUUGGCGGACGGAAUCGGAAGUUCCUCAACCACCCGCCAGAAUUGUCAUUCAAGCAGUUUUCCGAUGACAAUCCUAGCUUCGACAUCAGGUUGAUCGGUCCGAAUGAGAAACGGCCUUUCCCUGUAGACAUUGGCAUCGAUCUCGCUGCUGGCAAACUGUUGGAGGUUCCGAAGACGGACUCAGGGAAAGCUUCGGAUAUCUACUACAAGCAACAAGCCUACCGCAUGCUCAGCUCGCACCUCAAGCUCCAAAUUGGCUACGACAACACCCCCGAAGACUUGGCAAUCCUGAUCAGACUCCACGCGAAUGAUCUCUUUGAAAAUAAGCCGGGUGCUAUGGCAGAUAUUCUUGAGAAGUCCGAAAGGUCGGCUUCUAUUCCGAAGAAGAUUGCACAGGAAGCAACGGUGAAGAAGUUGAUCAAGGCUUGUAUCUUUGCCACCACUAUUCCUGAGCUCGAACAAACUGCCACAGCCUUUGUGGCGGAUGUUUGCAAACACUUUGCUCUUGUAGAGGUCGGUCGUGCCCUGGCCCAAGUCCGACACGGCCGCAAACCCUUUGACGUUGCAAACGGGGAAGGUCCCGUGUACCUCGAUUCUAGGAUCCUCGCCGAGGCUUUAGUGGAGUGUUUGUCAUCUGAUGAGGUUCACGUCCGUGAAGCAGCUGAGCGGGCAAUGAUGGUUGUAAAGGAUGCCGCGGGCGUCAUCUUCGGCUCACCCGAAAAAGCAGCCAAGCUCCCGUUCUUUGUGCAUCUGGGCCGUGUCUUCUGCCACAGCUGCUACAGUGAAGAGUGGUUUACCAAGGCCGGUGGCAGCCUGGGAAUCAACUUGCUCGCAACCAAGCUGGACUUGGGAGAUACGUGGCUGUAUGAACGACAUGUUGAGUUCUGUCGGGCUUUGAUGUAUGUAAUCAAGGACACGCCUGCGGAUCUCCCUGCCGCAACGCGGCUGCAAUCACAAGAGACAAUGACGUUAAUGCUGCGACGAUGCGGCAAGCUCAUCCCCAAAGAGGAUUUGAAGAACGAGAAGAGCCGUCUGUAUGCACUGUGUGGCUUCUUCGUCUUUGAGCUCGCGCACAUGAAUAAACACGUCCGGGAGACUGCCCGUCGCUGCUUCACCACAUUGAAGGAUGUUCUUGGCUGUGAGGUACACGAGCUUAUUCUUCCAGUCCGGGAUCGUCUCUUGCAGUCGAUCUUCAACAAGCCUUUGCGUGCUCUACCUUUCCCAACGCAGAUCGGUUUCAUCGAUGCCAUCACGUACUGCCUCGGUCUUCACAAUGACAUCGUCACCUUUAAUGAACCGCUCAACCGUUUGAUGCUGGAAUCCCUCGCGCUCGCUGACGCUGAUGAUGAAUCCCUAGCGUCUAAGCCGAACGAGUUCAAGACUGCAGAUAUGAUUGUGAACCUCCGUGUUGCUUGUCUUCGCCUCUUAUCCAUGGCAAUGAGCUUCUCCGAGUUUGCCAACACGCCACAGAACACAAGCAGGGCUCGCAUAAUCUCUGUGUUUUUCAAGUCACUUUACUCAAAGUCCCAGGAGGUAAUCGAAGCAGCGAAUGCGGGUCUACGUGACGUGCUCACCCAAACCAACAAGCUGCCUAAAGAUCUGUUGCAGAAUGGACUGCGCCCUAUUCUCAUGAACCUCCAGGAUCCUAAGCGCCUUAGUGUUGCUGGCCUGGAUGGCCUUGCUCGUCUUUUGACAUUGCUAACCAACUACUUCAAAGUGGAGAUCGGUGCUCGCCUGCUUGAUCAUAUGAAAGUCAUCGCAGAUGAUGCCGUACUGCAGAAAGUGUCUUUCAGCCUCGUUGAGCAAAACCCGGCCAUGAAAAUCGUUGCUGCGAUCUUCAAUAUUUUCCACCUCCUUCCCCCGGCCGCCACAUCUUUCAUGGAGCACCUUGUCAACAAGGUCUUGGACCUCGAACUGAAGCUUCGAAGAACUUCACAUAGUCCAUUCCGAAAGCCACUCGUGAAGUAUCUCAAUCGCUACCCCAAAGAGAGUCUCGCAUUUUUCUUUGCGCGCUUCAACGAUGAGCGAUUUGGUCGAUUCUUCGGACAGAUCCUGGCUGACCCCGAGAGUGAAGGGCUACGGAGCGCCAUCGUUGCUGACACGGAUAGCUUUUCCGCUGCUGCCUUUGGUCAGGAAGCUGCCGAUGGCAAGAACACUGCCGCUAUCAAUGGAGUCUAUGUCGCACACUCCCUCUGUUCUUACAGCUCAACCAAGCGCUGGUUGGUCUCGCACGCAGAUAUGAGAAAUAAGCUCUUGACUUCCGGCAGAGACCUGGAGAAGAAGCUCCGAGGUGAUAGUUUGCCAGCUGAUGAGCGACUACGAGUGGAGCAAGCCGAAGACCAACUGAUGGACAUCUUUACAAUGUACUUGACGGAGGCCACGCAUGACUUGGACUUCCUGUUUGAAGUUAUCGACGGACUCUCUGCUGAUGAAUUGAAACGCACUCUUGCACUUCCUAAAUUCAUCUACAAGAGCAUCAUCUCCAAUGAGUCCAUUGAUUACCGGCGCUCUGUUAUCAUGCGCUGUCUCGACCUCUAUGGCCAGAAGAGCUGCCCACAGAAGACCAAGACUUACGCUUUCCGCCACCUUGUCAACCCCAUCUUUGCUAUGGACGUCCAGGUCACGUGGAAUAACCCUCCAAAUACGCCCAAGUUGAUGGAUAAGAGCAUGACCGAGUCUAUCCAGAGUCGUUUGUGGAAGCCACAGCUAGCUGAUCUGAGUGAGGAGUCUAACCAAGCUGGCGUAGACCACUCUCGCAUGGAGUUGCUACAGCUAUCUGCCUUGUUGAUCAAGUAUCAUUCACAAACAGUGCAGGAUUCCCGCAAAGACAUCAUCAAGUUUGCUUGGAACUACAUCCGACUCGAAGAUAUCAUCAACAAGUAUGGUGCCUACGUUUUGAUCAGUUACUUCAUUGCACACUACGAGACCCCAUUCAAGAUUGUGAUCCAAGUCUAUGUCGCAUUGCUCAGGGCCCACCAGAAUGAAGGCAGAGCCCUUGUCACGCAGGCUCUUGAUGUCCUGGCUCCUGUCCUCCCCACACGAACUGCCAACAGCUCUGGAGCAGAGGCACGGUAUCCCUUGUGGGCUAAAUGGCCCCGUCGCAUUCUGGCCGAGGAAACUGCCAACCUCCAGCAGGUCAUGAGUAUCUUCCAGUUCUUGGUUCGGCAGCCUGACCUCUUCUACGAAUCAAGGGAACACUUUGUGCCUCUGAUUGUCCCAUCCCUAGUCAAGAUUACGGGCCCACCAAACACCUCCAACGACAGCAAGAAGCUCGCACUGAACUUGAUUGGCUUGAUUUGGCACUGGGAGGAAAAGCGGGCUCAUAAUGCCGAAGCCAGCCACUUGGCCAAUGGGACAUCCGAGUCUCCAGUUGCCAGGAAACGCAAGCUGGACGAAGCUCAAGAGCCCUCGCCGUCCCCUGCUCUUGGCCCUCCCAGUAGCCGCGAACGAUCGGACUACACUGUACCUACCGAUUUGCGUGCGUCGUUGAUCAAGUACCUCAUCACCUUCAUCACCACCAUCCCCGAACGCUUCCAGGUUCCAGCUGCGCAUAUUCCCUCCUCUCUCCCGAGUAUUGGGGGGGAUCUAGACAUUGAUCUCUACCAAAAGGUGACCGAGCCAAUUCUAGUGGGUGACAAGGGUGAUAAAGUCGAGGAUAAAAUCACCUACAUGGUCAACACACUGCAGGUUGUGAGGGUUCUUAUCGCCGUCAAACCGAAUGAGUGGAUUGCCGCUCGUCUUCCCACCAUCCAGAAGCUUCUUGAGAAGCCGCUGAAGUCAGACAACCCAGAGAUCCAGGAUUGUCUACAUGGACUGGAAGACAACAUGGAUGUUUUGCACAAGUUGCCGCCUCCUGUUCGCCGUGUUCUCGAGGCCAUUCCAGAUGAACAGCCUGAUGACGAGGAUGCGAUGGACACGGAGGGAACGCCUUCGGAGUUCGGCUCAUAUUUGUCUGCCAUCGCUACCGAGACACUUUCUGCCAACAACUACGUCUCCAGCCUGAAUAUUCUGUGGACUCUCUCCAAGAUCAAGCCCGCCGAGAUUGAUGCACAUAUCCCCGCAGUGAUGAAGGCUUUCUCUACAAAGCUCGCCAAGGAACAUGUUGCUGCUUCAACCCAAUCCGGGGCCCAGCUGACGAACGGUACCAAGCCCGCCGAAGGAGCUCCAAUUAUCGAUCAACAAGAGUUUGAGAUUGGAGUUGAUCUCAUCCUCAAGACUAUUGAUCUUAUCUCCGUGAGAAUGUCUCAUCUUGGAGAUCAACGUCGUCCAUUCUUAAGUGUUCUCGCACAGAUUGUGGAGCGCUCCCAAAACAACGAACUUUGCAGUAAGAUUUUGGGCAUGGCGGAAUCAUGGAUCUUCCAUUCCACUGAGUCAUGGCCCACCUUGAAGGAAAAGACGGCUGUUCUACACAAGAUGCUGCUUUUUGAAUCUCGACCCGAUCAAACAAUGUUGAAGAAGUUCCUUGAUCUUGUGAUUCGAAUUUACGAAGAUUCAAAAAUUACUCGGACUGAAUUGACAGUCCGUCUGGAGCAUGCUUUCCUGAUUGGCACAAGAGCCCAAGACGUCGAAAUGCGGAACCGCUUUAUGCAGAUUUUUGAUAAGAGUUUAACUCGCCUUGCGAGCUCGCGUCUCAGCUAUGUUCUCACAUGCCAGAACUGGGAUACCCUUGCUGACUCCUUCUGGUUGGCCCAAGCAUCACACUUAGUCCUUGGAUGUGUUGACAUGACAACUGCAGCCCGCUUGCACCCAGAUGACUUCACCCUGUACCCGGUGUCGUUCCUCUUUGGCAGCGGCGAGAAAGAUCCCAGGAAGGCCGACAUCAUGGUUGACAACCAGCUGGAGACUUUCGUUGCAGAACGGAGGCGGUUUAUGUCGGAUAUCGGAGACGUCAGGGUUCGGGAUCUGAUCGAGCCUCUAUGUCAGCUUCAACACACCGAUUCGAAUGUUGCCUACCAGCUGUGGACUACCAUCUUCCCUCUCUUCUGGUCCACACUGUCCAACAAAGACUGCCUUGACCUAGAGAAGGACAUGGUCACAUUGCUCACUCGUGAGUACCACCACAGACAACUGGAUAAGCGACCCAACGUUGUGCAAGCCCUCUUGGAGGGCACUGUGCGUGCCAGUCCACGGUUCAAGAUUCCUCCACAUGUUAUCAAGUAUCUCAGCCGCACCUACGAUGCAUGGUAUACUGCUGCUAUCUAUCUUGAACAAAGCGCCAUUACUCCGAUCAUUGACACGCCUACUGUGCGCGAGAGCAACCUUGAUGCCCUUGUCGAGGUUUACGCAGGCCUUCAAGAGGACGACUUCUUUUACGGAACUUGGCGCCGUCGUUGCAAGUUUGUUGAAACCAAUGCUGCGCUUUCGUACGAGCAACAAGGGAUGUGGGACAAGGCUCAGCAACUCUACGAGAACGCCCAAAUCAAGGCCCGUUCUGGUGCCAUGCCCUUCUCCCAGGGUGAAUACUUCGUGUGGGAGGAUCACUGGCUGAUCUGUGCCCAAAAGCUUCAGCAAUGGGAGAUUCUGAGCGAUUUCGCCAAGCAUGAGAACCUCAACGAUCUUUUGCUAGAGGCUGCUUGGAGGAACAUAGAGAACUGGCAGAGUGAAGGUAACCGCGAGCAGCUUGAGUCAUUGAUCAAGUCUGUAUCUGAUGCUCCGACCCCCCGGCGCACCUUCUUCCAAGCCUUCAUGGCCCUUCUCCAAUACCAUACCAAGAAGGACAAUAUCCAGGACUUCAAUAGUGUUUGCGAUGAGUCUAUCCAGCUCUCUAUUCGCAAGUGGCUUCAAUUGCCGAAGCGCAUCACCAACGCUCACAUUCCCAUCCUGCAGCAUUUCCAACUCCUGGUUGAGCUGCACGAUGCCAGCCACAUCUGUAGCAGCUUGGCUCAGACAAACGAAAGAAACCUAGAUACCAAGUCUGCCGAGCUCAAGCUCCUUCUUGGAACCUGGAGAGACCGUCUACCUAAUCUCUGGGAUGACAUUAACACAUGGCAAGAUCUCGUCACCUGGCGUCAGCACAUCUUCCAGCUCAUCAACGGCACCUACCUCAGUCUUUUGCCUCCUCAGACGAACAAUGUGGCCAGCAAUUCCUACGCCUAUCGUGGAUACCAUGAGACAGCUUGGAUCAUCAACCGAUUCGCCCAUGUAGCUCGAAAGCACCAGAUGCCAGAGGUCUGCAUCAACCAACUCAGCCGUAUCUACACCCUUCCGAACAUCGAAAUCCAAGAGGCUUUCCUCAAACUUCGGGAGCAAGCGAAAUGCCACUACCAGAAUCCGAAGGAGCUGAACAGCGGGUUGGAUGUGAUCAACAACACUAACCUCAAUUACUUCGGCCCCCAACAGAAGGCCGAGUUUUACACCCUCAAGGGCAUGUUCCUCGCCAAGCUUGAUCAUGUCAAUGAGGCUAAUGAGGCAUUUGGAGUUGCUCUUUACUAUGAUCUUCGCCUCGCCAAGGCCUGGUCGGAAUGGGGACAAUACAGUGACCAGCGCUUCAAGGCCGAUCCAACCGACUACGAGCUGGCGAGUAAUGCUGUUAGUUGCUACCUAGAGGCUGCUGGUCUCUACAAGAGUGCGAAAUCCCGCAAACUGCUCAGCAGGAUUCUCUGGCUUCUCAGCCUGGACAACGAAGAAGGAAAGAUCGCAAGUGCAUUCGAAAACUUCAAGGGAGAUACCCCGGUAUGGUACUGGAUUACCUUCAUUCCUCAACUUCUCACAAGCUUGUCGCACCGGGAGGCGCGCCUUUGCAAGGCUGUACUGGUCAAAAUCGCCAAGUUAUAUCCACAGGCUCUCUUCUUCUUGCUUCGCACGAACAGAGAGGAUAUGCUGAGCAUCAAGAAACAGCAUGACCAGAAGCAGGAGAAGUUGAAUCGGGCUAGACAGCAGCAGCAAGGAUCCUCGCCCAGUACGAAGCCUAAUCCAGUUGCUGGUGCCGAUAGCUCUCCUGCCCUGAAAUCUCAGGCUGCUACGGCAUCCCCGUCAGUUCCUCCUGCGAACUCACCCGCUACACAGAAUCCGGCCCUAGCCCAAACCCAAUCUCCAGCGCAGCCACAAAACCCCGCACAGCCAUCCCCACAGACUGGCCAAACUCCGGGCCAAGCGCAACAAAUUCAUCUGCAAGUUCCAGGUCAGACUGGAACACCGCAACUGAAUCAGGCUGUACCCGUGGACGGCGAGAAGGAACCUCUGAAGAAACCUUGGGAGUAUUCGGACGAAAUCAUGUCUGGACUCAAGACGGCCUUCCCGUUGCUUGCUCUUUCUAUGGAGACAAUGGUAGACCAGAUCCACAAGAACUUCAAGUGUCCCCCUGACGAAGAUGCUUACCGCCUGAUCGUUGCUCUCCUGAACGAUGGCCUAGCCUACGUGGGUCGCAUGCCUGGAUCUUAUGCCCAAGAUUUCAAGCUGCCUGCGGCAACUGAAGCCAACAUCACCCGAUUCGCCGAGACCAUCCUUCCAGCUCAUAUCCGCAAGUCGUUUGAGGCUGACUUUGUGACCAAGAAACCAACCAUGAACGAGUACAUCCAGAAAUUGCGACGCUGGCGUGACAAGUUCGAGGAAAAGCUUGAUCGCAGAUCACAGCAUACAUUCCUCGAGAACUCUUCACCUCAUCUGAGUGAAUUCCGGUUCCUCAAGUUUGAUGAGGUCGAGGUUCCCGGCCAGUACCUACUCCACAAGGACAAGAACCAAGACUUCGUCCGCAUUGACCGCUUCCUUCCCGAUGUGGACCUCAUCCGAGGCAUUGGUGUCUGUCACCGCCGCUUGAAGAUCCGAGGACAUGACGGCAGUGUACAAGCAUUUGCAGUUCAACAUCCAGCUGCCCGUCACUGUAGGCGUGAAGAACGUAUUCUUCAGCUGUUCCGUAUCUUCAAUGGUUUGCUUGCAAAACGCAAGGAGAGUCGCCGACGCAACCUAUACUUCCACCUGCCGUUAAUGGUACCUCUAGCACCUCACAUUCGCUUGGUGCGCGAUGAUUCCUCGUACAUAUCCAUGCAGGGAAUUUACGAGGAUUACUGCCGCCGCAAGGGUAUUAACAAGGAUGAUCCGGUACUCUUCACAAUGGACAAGAUGCGCUCGCUGGCAGAAACCAAGCAGAACCGCACGUCCGAUCAGCAACAGGUCCUUCGCACUGAAAUCCUCACUGCGAUUCAAGAAAAAUGGGUUCCCAGCACCGUGGUUUUGGAAUACUGCCAGCAGACAUACCCCAACUUCGCAGACUUCUGGCUUUUCCGUCGCCAAUUUGCCUAUCAGUAUGCAGCGAUCGCUUUCAUGACCUACGUCAUGCACAUUGGAAACCGAUACCCGAACAAAAUUAUGAUAUCCCGUUCAACAGGUGAUAUCUGGGGUGCCGAAUUGAUCCCUACCAUCAACCCAGCGAAGGCCUUCUUCUACAAUCCCGAGCAAGUCCCCUUCCGGUUUACCCCCAACAUCCAGACCCUGCUUGGGCCCAUUGCGACGGAGGGUGUGUUUGCUUGUGCAAUGAUGGCAAUCGCCCGCUGCUUGACAGAGCCACGACACGAGCUAGAGCAACAGCUUAGCGUCUUCGUUCGCGACGAGAUGAUGUUCUGGGCUACGGCUCAGCACCGCGGUGUCCUGCCCCCUGGACAACUCCGCGAUCUCGUCUACAACAACAGUGAAAUCAUUGUCAACCGUGCUGUCAGUCUUGCCAGCCCACCAGAGGGUAACCUGCCUGCCAAUCAGACCACCAUCGAUCUGAUCUCCAAGGCAGUCAACCCUCUGCAUCUGGCGUCAUGUGAUGCGUUGUGGAUGCCUUACUUGUGA
Penicillium coprophilum is the source of this 11454-nucleotide messenger RNA. Its product is annotated as histone acetyltransferase TRA1. Gene Ontology annotation, biological process: regulation of DNA-templated transcription; DNA repair. The record is from RefSeq and is a predicted model, not a curated record. Bases 1 to 11454 code for a protein of 3817 amino acids. Gene Ontology annotation, molecular function: protein binding; transcription coregulator activity. NCBI's taxonomy places the organism in Eukaryota, Fungi, Ascomycota, Eurotiomycetes, Eurotiales, Aspergillaceae. The transcript has 5 exons. Gene Ontology annotation, cellular component: NuA4 histone acetyltransferase complex; SAGA complex; nucleus.